ACCACCGACCGCACGACCUCCAUCUCCACUCCAUCGUCUUGCCCGCCCUGCCGUCAAGAUGAGCUUCAUUACCAAGCGCGGUCUCUCGACCCUCAUUCCCCCCAAGAUUGCCUCUCCCAAUGCCAUCGGCUCUUCCCCCAAUGCCGUCCGCAUGCAAAAGGUCGUCAACUUCUACGAGAAGCUGCCCCGUGGCCCAGCCCCCGAGCCUGAGGCCAAGGGUCUUCUCGGACGCUACGCCAAGAAGCACAUGGGCAAGAACCCAUCAGGAAGGCCGCUCGUCCACGUCAUUGGCUUCCUGAUUGCGCUUGGUUACGCCCAGAACUACUACUUCCAUCUCCGCCACCACAAGAACAAUGAGCACUAAGCGGCUCGUUUGAGAUGCGCUGGAUGACUGUAGCCGGAUAGACAGCACUUGUAUAAGUAAAGUGUAGAUGGAACCAAGCACUCUGCUAAG
This is a messenger RNA of Bipolaris maydis ATCC 48331, 454 nucleotides long. Its product is annotated as mitochondrial F1-F0 ATP synthase subunit F of fungi-domain-containing protein. Gene Ontology annotation, molecular function: proton-transporting ATP synthase activity, rotational mechanism. Gene Ontology annotation, biological process: proton motive force-driven ATP synthesis. The record is from RefSeq and is a predicted model, not a curated record. Lineage: Eukaryota; Fungi; Ascomycota; Dothideomycetes; Pleosporales; Pleosporaceae.